Messenger RNA from Cyprinodon variegatus (sheepshead minnow), 1101 nucleotides. RefSeq names its product beta-crystallin A1-like (gene cryba1l1). NCBI's taxonomy places the organism in Eukaryota, Metazoa, Chordata, Actinopteri, Cyprinodontiformes, Cyprinodontidae. Gene Ontology annotation, molecular function: structural constituent of eye lens. Gene Ontology annotation, biological process: visual perception; lens development in camera-type eye. The record is from RefSeq and is a predicted model, not a curated record. The transcript is spliced from 6 exons. The coding region runs from base 80 to 706 and encodes 208 amino acids.
UCAAAGCUCUACUAGAGGCAGGCGGUAGGCGCACACCAAUCCAGAGUUCUUCCAAUACAGUGCCAGUCUAGGAGUCAAGAUGUCCAGAACUACAAGGUCACCAAUGAUGAAGCCUUUGGUCCACUCAGGAAACGCCAUGGCUCCUUUCUUCAAGGUGACUGUGUUUGAGCAAGAGGAUUUCCAAGGGAAGUGUGUGGAGUUCACUACUCAAUGCUGCAAUAUCCAGGAGUGUGGACUGGACAACAUCCGCUCCAUCAGGGUGGAGAGUGGAGCCUGGAUGGGUUUCGAGCACCACAAUUUCCAGGGCCAGCAGUUCAUCCUGGAGAGAGGAGAGUAUCCCCGCUGGGAAGCCUACAGCGGCUCCAUCUCCUACCACGUGGAGCGUCUCAUGUCUUUGUACCCCAUCUACUGCGCCUCCCACCAGAACAGCCGUAUGAUCAUUUAUGAGAGGGACAACUUUAUGGGUCGCAGUGUGGAGAUCUGUGAUGACUACCCCUCUCUGAGGGCCAUGGGCUGGAUGCUGCCCGAGGUCGGCUCCAUGCAUGUGCAGUGUGGCGCCUUUGUGUGCUACGAGUUCCCUGGCUACAGGGGUCAGCAGUACCUCAUGGAGUGUGAGAAACACAGUGGAGACUACAAGCACUGGACUAUCUGGGGCUCCCACUGCCAGACCCCUCAGAUCCAGUCCAUCAGACGCAUCCAGCACUGAGACUCAGGCCAAGCAGCUCCUCUUCCCCCAUACUCUUCCUCAUUUCCUCCUCCCCUCAUUUAUCAUCCUCCUCUUGACUUAAGCCACCCCAACCUGACACCGCAGACCCAGAGUGUGAUAAGAGACAAUAUCGCACUGUUAAAGCACAGGGAAUUGCAUACUUCACACACAUGCUGACAUGAAUGAUGCACAGAGUGUCUUUUUAUUUGGUUUAAAGGCUCCUCCACGCAUCAGGCACACACCUGAGCUGUACUCGAUUGGAUAAGUGUAAAACCUGGAGAUAAACAGGGAGUGCCCCCCCUCCCCAAUGAGUGAGGCAAAGGUGCAGCUCAGAUGUGUUGUUUGUGUGCUGGAGACCGACCCACAGGUUGAUUACUAAUAAAAUAAUUUUACUU